UUCCUUUUGUCACAAGAAAACCAGAGAAGAAAGGACCAUGUGACAUGGUCCUCUGUAUCUUCGGAGCGGUGUGCGAGGAGAACGAGCAAGGGCGGCCUCAGUGUAUCUGUGAUCGCCAAUGCCCGGACAUGAUGGCACCUGUCUGCGGGUCAGACGGGACAACGUACCUCAGUGAGUGCUUUCUGGAUAAAGCUUCAUGUGAGCAGAAGAAGAGAGUUUACGUUGCAUCACAAGGAUCAUGUGAUGAGCAGGAUCCAUGUGAGGGUGUCCAAUGCAGCUUUGGAUCCGAGUGCAUGAUAGAGGGCGACAGAGCAACAUGUGAAUGUCCCAAUGCGUGUCUGUCGAUCUACAGUCCUGUAUGUGGGAGUGAUGGUGUUUCCUAUGGCAACACGUGCGAGAUGGAGGCAGCCAGUUGCAGGCAACAGAAAGAGAUCACUCUUGUUAAUGAGGGGAUGUGUGUUGAGGUGGAUCCAUGUGACAACGUGACAUGCAACUUCGGAGCUUCCUGCGUCGUAGAGGGCGCUGUUGCAAGUUGCCUGUGUCCUGAGAUAUGCCUGGAGAGUUACAACCCGGUGUGCGGUAGUGACGGUGUCGAUUACAACAACGAAUGUGAUCUGAAUGCUGCUGCUUGCUCGCAACAAAAAAGUGUAACUGUGGUGUUCCAGGGUUUGUGUGACCCUUGCCAAGAGGUUGAAUAUGAGAAUUCAGUGUGUAAGCUGGAUCGUAAUCGUGAGCCCCAGCCAGGCUGCGAUUCCAAUUGUCCUAACAGCGUGAUAAACCCUGUAUGUGGAUCUGAUGGUGUGACGUAUGACAAUGACUGUGAGAUCAACAGAGCUGCAUGUCUGAGUAACCUAGAGGAUAUCUUAAUCACCUUCACUGAGGGCCCCUGUGAGGACGGAACACAUCCCUGUGAAGAAUUCACCUGUGACUAUGGCCAGUGUUUGGUAGACGAUGCUGGCAUGCCUCAGUGUGUGUGUACGCCCUGUCCCGAGGUCUUUACUCCUGUCUGCGGCAGCGACGGUCUGACGCACUCCAGCAUGUGCCACAUGGAAGAAGCCAGCUGUAUGGAACGCACUGACAUUACUCUAGCAAAAGAGGGCGUUUGUGAUGGAAGUAAUAUAAUCGGUUGUCAAACCCCAGCAUGUAAUAAGACAGAGGGCGCUGUGAGCCCUGUGUGCGGAACAGACGGUAACAACUAUCCAGGAUUGUGUGCUUUGCAGGAGGCUGCUUGUGAAGCCGGGAUCGAUAUUCAAGUUGCAAUUAAUGGACCUUGUGAGUCCUGUGAAACAACAAAUUGCAGUCAUGGGUCAUUUUGUCAGAUGACCCCUGACGGGCCGACCUGUACAUGCAGUGACCAUUGCCAGACGAUCAAUCUACCUGUCUGUGGGUCAGAUGGAGAGACGUACGCCAGCGAGUGUAAGCUCAACGUGAUGGCAUGCAAUGCUAGGAAGAACAUUACAGUUGUCUCGUAUGGAGCAUGCGAGGACUGUGUUGGUGUAACAUGCGAGACGGAGCGCUUCAACCAGGUGUGUUACCAGGGUAUGUGUGUAUGUCAGGAGUCCUGCCCUAUGUCACGCUCCGAUGAAGACAUGGUUUGUGGUUCGGACCAGGUGACCUAUGACACCGUGUGUCAUCUCAAGAUGUCAGCAUGUCAAGCCGAGUCCAACCUCACUGUGGAGUACUAUGGACCCUGUGAUGAGUUCUCCGGAAGUGGCACAGAGUUCCCUGAUUAUUCAGGCAGCGGCGCCACGCCUCCCAAUGAAUUUGAGUUUGACCUCUGUGACGAGACCUCAUGUAGCUUUGGUGGUAUAUGCCGCCCUCUAUCGGCCGAUACUUACGAGUGCAUCUGCAAGUUCAAUUGCCCUGCUGUGAGGUUGCCUGUUUGCGGUUCGGACGGGGCAACGUAUGGUAACGAAUGUCAGCUCAAAGAAGCGGCCUGUGAACAACAGUCAAGUAUCGUCUUGGAGAAGAUUGGCACAUGUGAAGAUGUUGAGAUGGAGCCAUGUGAUGGUGAGAGCCCUCUAGUAAAUGAGGCAACCAUGGAGGCAUACACCUGCCAAGAAGACAAUGGGGGCGAGGAUUGCCCCUCCGGUAGCUACUGUCAUAUACACCCCCUUGGAAGGUUCUCUGCUUGCUGCGCUGUCACAGGAGAGCAAACCUCCCAACCAAGCUGCGUGGAAUCAGUGUUUGGAUGUUGCCCUGACAACCAGACCGAGGCUCUGGGUAGCAACGGAGAAGGAUGUCCAAGUGUGUGUAACUGCAACCCUCUAGGUUCCUACUCUGUUUACUGUGAGCCUAGUAACCUACAGUGUCCAUGUAAGCCUGGCGUAGGAGGCAAGCAGUGUGAUAGAUGUGAACCAGGCUACUAUGACUUCCUCUCCCUGGAACGAAACGGGAUUGGAUGCAAAACUUGUGGGUGCUCUUCCUAUGGCUCUCGUCGUGAUGACUGUGACCAGACAUCUGGUGCUUGCCGAUGCAGAAGGAAGGCCAUCGGUCUCAAGUGUAACAUGUGCCCUGAAGGUCUAACGAUGACACCUAUGGGAUGUAUGACAGAGGAGGAACAGAUGAUGACUAGCGCCAUCACAUGCUCAAACCUGACCUGCCCCUUCUCCGCCCAAUGUCAGGAGUCAACUGUAGAGGGCCAGAAUGCUACCUGCGUCUGUCCUACCUCGUCAUCAUGUAACACAGACGUGAUUCAGGUGGUCUGUGGAGACAACGGUGAGACGUAUCCUAGUCGAUGUCAGCUACAGGUCUUUGCUUGCAAGGAACAGAGAAAUAUUAUGGUCCAGAAUGAAGGAGCUUGUGAGACUGUCAUUGUCACACCCAAUGAGAUCCGUCCAGGCUGCGAGGAAUCUCAAUUCAGAUGUUGCCCUGACCAGGUCACAUAUGCCACCGGGCCCAACAAUGAAGGUUGCAGCGAUGCCUCAGGUACACCUCCCCUAGCAGCAGAUCAGAACGCUGGUCAGGCCUCUGCGUCUUCUCCUGCUCCACCUUCUGCCACUACUGUGGCUCUAACCACUGACGCGGUGGUGCCUUCUACUAAAGUCUCUUCCACCACACUUUCUGUUGCACCCUUUGUUUCAACCGCUCUUCCCACAGAUUCGGUCCUGCCUACAACAACCAUUGUGACCAUCGUCCUGGGAUGUGAUAGUAGUCCAUGCCAACAUGGAGGCACCUGUCAGAAUGAUGAGAUAGCUCCAGGAUUCAGGUGUAUCUGCCCUCUAGGAAAGGGAGGACCGGUGUGUAAUGAAGUCGUGACCUUCACUACGCCUUCCUUUGCCGGGGACUCGUACCUUGCCUACCCUGAGAUGGAUGCGUUCAUGGAGGUUGAGAUCGUUAUUGAAUUCCAACCCGGUGCUACAGAGGGUGUGCUCCUCUAUGAGGCCCAGACAGCGGAGGGAAACGGAGACUUUAUCUCAUUGGCGAUUGUCAAUAACCAGGUUGAGUUUAGGUUCCUUGCUACUGACCAAUCAAAUGGAUUUGACCUUGGCUCAGCCGAACCUGUUGUCAUAACAAGCACUGUCGACCUUCAACUCAUGACCUGGCACCGUCUAAGGGCGUACCGUAGCCGGCGGGAAGGUAGCCUGAGUGUUGACGGUGAACCAGAAGUCACAGGGACCAGCGAGGGCGUGUCUGGCGCCCUCAACCUUGGCGAGGAUCUCUUUAUUGGAUACGCAGUACCUCCAGAAGUAGGCCUGCGGCUAGCAAACACAAACCAAGGAUUCGUCGGCUGUAUUCGCUACGUGGAGAUCAACAGCCAAGAACUGGAUAUUUCUUCAUCUGGCUCAUCUGUGGAAUAUGGUGCUAAUGUUGGAGAGUGUGGUAACGAUCCCUGCCAGAGCAAAGAGAUGCCCUGUUUUAACAAUGGACUAUGUGAGGCUCUCAAUGCAGAGUCAUACAGGUGUAUAUGUCAAGGAGACUUCUUUGGCACACUUUGUGGAGAUGUUCUAGUAGACCAGUGCGAGGGUCACAUGUGUCAUGAGGAGUCUACCUGCGUAGCUCUACCAGAGGGGGGAUACAGGUGUGAUUGUCCAGAUGGAAGGAUGGGAGACAUGUGUACUGAAGAAAUCAACAAGGUUGUGGUUCCGGGCUUUGCCGGCAAUUCCUACAUGCAGCUUCCCUCCCUGAUGAUGCCUGAUGAUUCCGUCAUCGAUGUAGAGUUCUUAACCUCCUCACCCGAUGGAGUAAUAUUCUACAACGGACAGACCGCUGAUGGUAGGGGGGAUUUCAUCUCUCUCAACAUGAGGGAUGGCUAUCUGGAGUUCAGAUAUGAUCUGGGUUCUAGCAUUGCUGAGAUCAAGAGUGUUGACAGGCUAGCUCUGAAUGAAUGGCAUGCAGUGAGAGUGAUCAGGAUGGGUAAGAGUGGAGAGAUGAUCCUCAACGACCUACCACCAGUCAAAGGAACAUCACCGCCUGGGGCUUCACAGUUGAACCUUCGUCAGCCGUUGUUCAUUGGUGGUGUGAGGAGCUAUGGAGAGGUCUCUCGGAGAGCAGCUAUCACUGAUGGGCUCAAUGGAGCAGUUAGGAGGUUUGUAGUGAAUGAGGUUGAUUACUCUACUCUGAAGGACUUUGCUGAAGCCAAGGUCAACGUCGAAGAAUUCAGAGAAGAUACUAUGAACAUGAUACCAACUGCUCCUAGAAAACUGCCAGAAAUGCCUGUAACAACCCCCAGACCACCUGUGGUUGCCACGAGAGCAAGACCUGCCAUGACGACUGCAUCUGUAGUGGUUAUUAAUACUGAUGAUCCCUUGAGGUUUGAUGGACAGACAAGUAUUCAGUACUACAAUGGAGUUUCCAAAAAACAAAGAGCUCUACGGACCCACCAAGUCCAGCUCUCUUUCAAAACAGCCGAACCAAAUGGCGCCCUCUUUUGGAACGGAGUAGGCAAUGCUGACUUCCAGGCUGUAGGAGUCUCAGAUGGCUAUGUAGAAUAUGCAUACAAUCUAGGAAGGGGUAUUACAAGGAUAAGAACUACGCAGAAGGUUGAUAAUAACAAAUGGCAUACUGUUAUUAUAACAAGAAAUUUAAUAGAUGCCUCACUUCAAGUAGAUAAUGAAGAACCAGUCAUGGGACAAUCAAGAGCUGGAGCUUCACAACUAGACACAGAUGGAUUUUUAUAUCUAGGACAAGGAGUAAACGUACCAGGAAGCAUGGAGUCAAGUUAUACAUAUUAUACCGGCUGCAUCCAAGAUGUAUUAUUAGAUGAAGUCCCAUUGCAUCUCUAUGAAAAUGCACAAGGAGAAAAACCAUCACUGUUCUGCUCGGAACCAUGAGGGCAGUAUGAUGCCUCACAUCUGAGAUACACACAGGAACACUCGCCAGAUGUUGCAUAAAGGACUCAAAAAUAGAGACGGACAGAAAAAGAAAAUAAAAGAGAAAAAAAAAGACUUAAACUAUUUAUAUGUAUAAAUGAGCAUUAUAUUAUUGAGACAUUACAUGAAAGUAUGAUAAUUUAGCUGUCUGGAAGGUGUAGUGAACAAACAGACAUAGAUGUAGAGAGUAAACAAGUUUUUAGAUGUAGUGUUGUGGAUUGUGACCAAACUUUUACUCUAUUAUAAGAAAGAGUAAGAACUACUCUCCAAUAAGCAUGGCAGUACUACACAUGGCAUUUACUUAUACAGCUAGCUGCUUCAUAUCACCUCGCUCGCUAUUCCUUUCUUAUUUAAGACAAUCUUUUAUGAAACAAAGAAAUUACAAGGAAACUUUUUUAUCAGAAGUCAUAGCAGUUUCCUUGUGUGAUUUUUGUCCCCUUCAAAUCAUUAUAGAUCCCCUGUUCACAGAGGUAUACUCCAGAAAGAUAUCAAUGAUUUUUUUUUUUUCAAAGGAUUUUGGGAAGAUUUUGCUUUGCGCCUAUAUGAAUGAUCUUAGUCAUGUCCAGUUGUCUAAUACAGUGAACAAACUUGAGUCUUGUUUUAUUAUAAGAGGUCAAAGUUCAAAGGUCAUGAGAUACUCUUGUAGCAUAGCAUUAAAGUGUUCAUGCAUGUAUCUUGAGAACUGAAGAAAAAAACUUAUUUGAUCAUUUUGAAGAAAUUUAGUCCCUUGUAUUCUCAUAUGUAUUGCCCCAGUUAAAAAUGUCAAAAAGUGCAAACUCUAUUGGAAUGAAAAUAAACGACAAACAAAAUGGAGAUUUUUUGAUAGUAUAUAUAAAGACAUGCUGCAGACAGGUUGUAUACAUGUUAUUGUGUGAUAAGGAGAUGUAUAUAAUAUUUGUUCAGGACAGUACACAUUUGAAGUAGGAGUGAUACAUUUUUAUGAACAUUAAAACUUAACACAGCUCCACUAUGUUACAUGGCCAAUACUUUGGUACGUAAUUGAUUGUAUAUAAAAUGCAUGUGUACUACACUGUUACAAUUUGCUGGGACGAACACAUUCGCUAAACAAUGAAGUUUUCAGUUUCGUUUGAAACAUGAUUUUGUUUGACCAUUGUAAAGACAGGAGUCGAAUCGUCACAAAGCUUAUGAUUAAAUGUAGUCAUUAAAGUAAUAUUGUGUGUGCUUUUAUUUUCCAUGUUCUUUUAAAAUGGAAGCCCAUUUACAUGGUAGAUUGUACUGCUCGAAACCAUUGAUUUUCCAGGUUCAAAAAAUUAAAUAUAGACUUUAGCACAAAGUGUUUUUUUAAACUAUUGAUACAUAUCUGUGUCUUGUUAAUAUUUUAUACAUUUAUUUCAAUUAUGAAUGUGAAUAAUAAGUGAUUUACUUUUUAUUUAAUAUUUCUCUAGAUUGGAGUGGAGGUAUGCAAGAUUUUUUUUUGGAUAAAAUAAGAGAACUGACAUAAUUUUCAAUAUUUACAAUUAAUAUUGGUCUAACUCUCUGUAUUGACAUAAACAAAUAUGCAACUAAAGUUUUUUGUUUUUGUUAAAGGUCCAUCCAACCAGUUAUGAACAGCAUUAUAAGCUUUAGAAAUCCAUGUACAGUAUAGUCAUGCAUGAUGUAUAUAUGUCUUUAGUUAGCAACUGAGCAAUACAGAUACUUUUACUGUGAAGGAAACGAUCUAACAAAAACAAUCACAUGUAGAACAAGUAGUUUUCAAUUUCAAAAAUAUGUGUAGUUUACCACGCAGUUGAAAUUGAUAACCAUUUAGUGACUUAUUGGUUCAAUUUUUUAAAAUAAAAUUAACAAAGAACAGUCAUGUGCUGUUGUUUUAGCGUUGGAAAAAUAGAACUUAGUUUAGAACUGUCAUGAAUAUAAAUCUUUGAAUCAAUCUUGAACAUGAAAAUAAAGAUUAAUUUGAUCAUAUUGAGUACAUGUAUUUCUAAACAACACAAUGUAUUGGGGGAUCUACAUGUAUCUAUAUGUACAAUUGUUAUUAUUAACGUGUUAUUAUCAUGAAAAGUGUCAUAUGUUGUUACUAUGCAAAUAAUUGUUAUUUUGUGAUAAACAUUUGUAAUUUGUGACCACUUCAUCGUGAUCUUUCCUUUCAUAGUUUCCCCAGGUCCUAAUUUGAACUGAUGUAAAAUGAUGUUACUUGGUGAUCUUAAGCUCAACCAUGGGCUGUGAUAUCAAUGAUGGGGUAGGGAGACAUACAUUGUAUUAGUUUGGACCAAAGGCCUGGAGGUUUGAAAAUACAUGUACAAAAUAGUCACGAGACCAGAGGCAUAUAAGACAGAUAUUCAUUAUUUCAGUGACCUAGACCUACUAGGUGUAUUAAAGGAAGUCCUUACACUGAGAAGACUGAAUAUUUGGGUCUUACUGACUUCUGAAGACUACUAUGUCCAUGGGAAUAAAAUCGUCCUUGGCUUGGCCUUGGGUCGAAUUGCCUACAGACCGUUGGAGUAUUAAGCCCUGUUGUUAAUAUCUAUGUUCUAUGGAGUAUACAAAAAUGUAUGAUUUAAUGUCAAUUUUUACCUAAUGAUGAGCUUAUUUCCUGAUCAUUAAUAAUGAUAUUGAUAAUGUAAAGCCAUCACUCCAUACUGCAAUAAGCUACACCUUUUGUAAUAGACGUAGAUUGAUGCCCAGCACACACUAUACGAUCCGAUCCGAUCCAAAAUGGCAAUUAUAUUAGAUACGGAAAUCUAAACAAACAUCAUCUUCCCUAUGUACAUGUAGGUGUGGAAUGAUGAUAAGAAUACUAACAACCAGAAUUUUAGUGUAAUUUUCACCUUCUACCGGUAGUCAGAAUGAAAUCCGAACCGGCUUCAAAUUAUAGACAAUCCCACCACUGGUCCGACGUCACUUCCAAUUCUGCUUUAGCUAUUCCUUCUCCAAAGAAACUUGAAAUCCCUUCAAAAUCAGAUUUUAUGAAGCAUAUGACCAUUCAGAUCCUUGAUUAUUAAGAUAUUAAAAGUGUGAAUGUUCAUAUCAAAUGUUAUUGCAAAUUCUCCCAAAUUGGAUCAUUGUUAGGUCGUAUAGUGUGUGGUGGGCUUAUUAAGACCUUUUGAUGUGGAUGAAUAAUGAAGUUUGUCAUUUUUGAAAUUCAAAACAUAUUUGAGAUUUGUGUGAUAAUGUUGACUACGAUUAUUUUAUGCUAUUGUACUUUCAUACAAAUUAUGAGAACUAUUCCAACAAUUGUGAAUAUGCUAUCAUAGUUUUGUUAUUAUAAUUAUUAUGCAAAUAACUUGUACAUUUUGGUCACUUGCUUUUCCAAGUAUACUUGUAUUUAUUAACAAUUUCAGUUGACACAACUGAGAGAUUAAAUAAUGAGAUCAAAAGUAUAGCAGAAAAGCUGCUUUAGUUAAUUUGUUAGUUUUCUUUCAUUAGACAUAUUUAUCAUUUACAUUAUGUGAAUAUUUUAGUGUGAUAUAUUAUAUAUUCUUAAUCUCUUUUUUAGCUCUCAUAUUUUUAAAAGAUUUUAGAUUUUUGUAAUAUCUCGGAUUCAAUGUCAAGUUUGUUUUAUAGAUUUUUUCAUGCUCACUUUUAACAAAAAAAUUAAUGGAUAAUGUAUUAAUUUUAACAAGGAAAAUAGACAUUAUUAUUGAUGGAUUUCAUUCAAUUUCCGGUAUAUUAUGGCUUUAAUAGAAUGAAAUGAUUUCAAUAUUGUUAAAACAAUAAAGCCAAGGGAAUGGGGAGAAAAAAAUAAAGAACUAAAAGUUUCAAGUGUUUUUGUACUUAAUGUGUGCCUAUGAAAGCUUCAAUGUGUGUCAAAUUUGUAUGUUAUCCCAUGUUUUAUGUCAUUUGUAAUAUUUGAUUAUACAUUGUAUUAGUUUCAUUGGUAUGUCAAGUUAUCCCUGUACAAUAUUAUAUAUAGUCCUAAAAAUAUCAUGGAAGACAAAAAAAUAUGGUAAAACAUAGAUUUGGAAGAGAGUGCUUGUAAGAUAUAGUGAAACGCAUUUUCCAAGUUUUACUAACAGAAAGACGCAGAUUGUAAUAUUAGUUGAUGUAUUAUUUCAUUAAAAAAAGGGUGCUCCAUAAUACUGAUGUCAAUAAAAACUGAAUGUCAAAACCA
Strongylocentrotus purpuratus (purple sea urchin) is the source of this 9381-nucleotide messenger RNA. RefSeq names its product agrin. Gene Ontology annotation, molecular function: calcium ion binding; protein binding. Lineage: Eukaryota; Metazoa; Echinodermata; Echinoidea; Camarodonta; Strongylocentrotidae. The record is from RefSeq and is a predicted model, not a curated record. Bases 45 to 5273 code for a protein of 1742 amino acids. The transcript has 31 exons.